AAAUUUCCAUUCCUUAGUAUCUUCGACAUUAAUGUUAUUCUUACUGGAACAUUUUUAAAUGUUCAAUUGCUAAUCAUGCAUUUACCCAUUGCUUUGAUGCUUGUUGUUUUUGCAGCUGCCAUUUCAGUUUCUACUGCUUUGCCACCUUUUAGCAGAUUUAAACCAGCUUUUCAGAUGCCUAAAGAUCUUUUGAAACCCAAUCUGCAGCUCAAGGGACAAGGAGGCGGAAACAGCUUAUCAGAUUUUGGAGGAAUAGUAAACCUCGGUGGACAAGCAAAAGUUUGGGAAAGCCCCAACCAGGACUGGCAAGUAGGAGUCGGCGGUAACUUUAAUCAGCCUUUGGGUGGUGGAAACCCUACUUGGGAUGCAAUGGCAGCAUUACAGUAUAACUUCUUGUAGAGAAUGUAUUUAGUUGUAUUUCAGCAGGAAAAUGUAAAUAUGGAAUGGAGUGGAUUCUUCUUACGCAAAUAAAGAACAUUUUUAACAUAAAGACUGAAUAAUCUCAAGAAGCUGAUAAAAUUUUAAACCAUGAACAAGCAGUGAGUGACACAAUCAAUCUGACUCUCAUAAGCUUCAAUUAAGCCUGUCGUCUGUGACUCAUCAGUGAUAAACCGAUCAAUGAGUGAAAUUAUUUCGUGAACUUAGUAUUGUAACUAGGUAACUACAAAUUUGAAAAAAAAAAAGAAGUGUUUCUUUGUUGAACUUGAGUUGAGCACUUUUGUUGAAAAUUUUCGUUUAAAAAACGUAAAUAUUUCUAAUAAAAUAAAAUUUAGAAAUUAAAUGUUUAAUAACAUUUAAUUCAAGUUUUUGCAUGCUUCAAUAGUAAAAAACAUGAAUUGUCGAUUAAGCGGUAAGUUACCUCCCUUAAGCCAGGGCUAAAGCAGAACUACAUGCAAUAAACUAAUUGCAUACUUGUUAGCACUCUUUGCUUCAAUAAGAACACAUCUGCCUCCAGCUUAGUUAUUCACUAUUGCUGACUGAUGAGUCUAUAACAAGGAUGAGACUACAUUGUCUGAAUGUGAUAACCGGGCUGUUGAAAUAUUGUGUGUAUUAAUUGUUGAUAUUACUUCGAAGCAGUAUGAAUUCUAUAUUGUAGUUACCUAGUAGUAGUACGCCCUUCAAGACUAAAAAAUCUAAAAACAUUUUUUACAUUUUAAAUGUUAUUAAAAUGGAAUAAACAAAAUAAGUGAAUUUUUUUCUCUUCAUUCAGUUUUCAUCCAGGGCCUGUGUUUAUAAAAAGCUGCUAUACAACGUUGGUUUUUGAACAGUAUCUAAAAAAUAAGAUAUAUACGAUGCAUCUAAAGCCUUUAACAAGUAGACGGGUUUUAUUACAGCCCCCAUUCUUUACAUUUGGCAUUUAUUUAUUACUAUUUUUAUCAAACGAGAAGAGCCCUACUGAGAAAUGUUACGUCCACAAAGCCGUUUCUCACGUAACUCCAGCAAUAAUCUUACAGAAAGGUUGUAAACGUACUUACUCAAAAUACUGGCUUUUAUCUUUCCUCUACUGACUCAAUCGCAACAGUGCAGCAAAUUCUCAGCGGAAUUGCGCCUGAUCUUAAAACGACUCCCUAAGGAGUACGGUUCGAGGAACAAGAGGAUCUUUUUCCGCUCGAGUAAGGAGAAAAAUUGAAAGUGGAGUUAUAGCAAUAAAUAGAUUUGAUGGACAUUUUUACACAUGAGCAUUUUAAACGAAAGAUAUAUAGCUCUUUUUUUAAUUCUUUAUGACAUAAAGCAAAAGGAUAAAUUUCAUUUCAGUUUUGAAAAUGUAUUCACGAUUGUUAAAUGUGUAUCAAGUUGUUCAGUGUUAUAGGGGUAAUUACUUCCUUUUUCAAAUACGCUUUUGAUUUUUAAACGGCAUUUUAUGGGUGAUUCUCAAAAUAGGGGACUUAGUAAAAUUUUAAAGC
Molecule: messenger RNA, 1904 nt
Organism: Uloborus diversus
Lineage: Eukaryota; Metazoa; Arthropoda; Arachnida; Araneae; Uloboridae
Product: diptericin A-like
Exons: 3
Coding region: 76-399 (107 amino acids)
Source: RefSeq, a predicted model, not a curated record